Messenger RNA from Theileria annulata, 3006 nucleotides. RefSeq names its product DEAD-box family helicase, putative. Gene Ontology annotation, cellular component: intracellular anatomical structure; spliceosomal complex. NCBI's taxonomy places the organism in Eukaryota, Apicomplexa, Aconoidasida, Piroplasmida, Theileriidae. The record is from RefSeq and is a predicted model, not a curated record. The coding region runs from base 1 to 3006 and encodes 1001 amino acids. Gene Ontology annotation, molecular function: RNA binding; ATP binding. The transcript has 6 exons. Gene Ontology annotation, biological process: mRNA splicing, via spliceosome.
AUGGAUGAUUUUGAAGAUUUCCAGGUAACUCGACUUCCAAAAUCCAACAAAUCUUCUCAAAACAACUAUUAUAAUUAUGCAAAGGAGAAUUAUUCGAAUUCUUCUGAUCCGGAUGUGGAUUAUGCUAUUGUUCGGGAUUCUCAAUUGAACAAUAGUAUCCUGGAUCACAUGUGGUACGAUAGAGAUGAUGACAGCUGUAUGAUGUACAAUAAUUACGAUGAGGAGAACUCGUACUAUUUGGAGUCAAGGGAAAGGAAACGAUUAUCUCAACUUCCACACAACACUCAACUUGUUAACAACAAUAGAAUUCUAAAUAGCGCUGGAAAAUUUGGAGCAAAAAAAUCUCAAAAACAUAUUGACGACAGCUUGUGGGAGUUGAAUAGGCUUCGACAGGGCGGAGGAGGUAGUAAGUUUGCAAAUGCUGAACUAGAACAACUGAGAGCCUCAAAUGUACAUAAAGAUGAAACCAAAAAGAUCGUACUGGUCAGGAACAUUAUUCCACCCUUCAUCUAUGAAGUUUAUAACUGUAAUAAUAACAGUUCAAUUGACCAGUUGUCAGACGAGUUAACUGAAACUGGAGAUACAUUUAAUGAUAUAUAUAACAAGUUUUUGAAUCAGUCAGUUUCCACUGUAAAGGAUCCGACGUCAGAUAUCGCACUAAUGGCUAAAAAGGGAAGCCAAAUUUUAAAACACAUGAAAGAUGAACUUGAGCGGUCGUCUUCGAGAACUAGGUUCUGGGACUUAACUAACUCCAAAAUCGGCAAUUUAAUUUUCAAACAAACUAAUAACACAAAAAAUAAAAACACUAGUAAUAGUGAUCCUGAGGUUGGUGAAAGAAGAGGUUAUAUGGAUGAUACUGAAAAGGAAGGUGAAGAAGAGUUGAAGAAAAUGAAAGAAAAUUUGGAAUCUGUUAGAAAAUCACUGCCCGUUUUUCAACAUAAACAUGAAAUCAUUUCACUAAUUCAACAAUUUCAAGUUAUAAUAUUGGUUGGUGAGACGGGAAGUGGUAAGACAACACAGUUACCACAAUAUUUAUAUGAGGCCGGGUUUGGUGAUAAGGGAAUAAUAGGUUGUACACAGCCUCGUAGAGUUGCAGCAAUGAGCGUUAGUAAGCGAGUGGCAAGUGAAAUGGGGUCAAAUUUAGGCGAUAUCGUGGGAUAUACAAUCCGUUUCGAAGAUGUAACGAGCAAUAGCACCAGAGUAAAGUUUAUGACUGACGGCAUUCUGUUAAGAGAAUCAUUAAUGGACUCGGAUUUAGAAAAAUAUUCAGUGGUAAUAAUGGACGAAGCACAUGAAAGAAGCCUCAAUACAGACGUUUUAUUCGGUAUUUUGAAGUCAGUUUUGACUAGGAGAUGGGAUUUCAGACUAAUUGUUACAAGCGCUACAAUUCAAGCCGACAAAUUCUCAGCAUUUUUUGGAAAUUGUCCUAUUUUCCAUAUCAAAGGACGUACUUACCCAGUUUCAAUCGAAUACAUGAGAAGCAUUUCAAAUGAUUAUGUCGACUCGGCAGUUGAAAAGUGUAUUUCAAUUCACAUUUCACAGCCACCUGGCGAUAUUUUAAUUUUUAUGACAGGCCAAGACGAUAUUAAUAUAACCUGUGAACUUCUAGACACAAAACUAUAUAAACUAAUACAAAGUAGUUCCUCAGGAUUAAUUCAAUUAUAUGUUGUUUUGCCGAUUUAUUCAACAUUACCAAUUGAGUUGCAACAGAAAGUGUUCAUGAAGUAUCCAUACAGAAAGAUCAUUGUCUCGACUAAUAUCGCCGAAACUUCAAUAACUUUCGAAGGAAUUAGAUAUGUAAUUGAUAGCGGUUACUGUAAAUUGAAAGUGUAUAAUUCAAAGGUUGGAGUCGACUCUUUGCAAAUUUGUCCUGUAAGUCAAGCUGGAGCUAAUCAGAGGAGUGGAAGAGCGGGAAGGACUGGUCCUGGGGUUUGUUACAGACUUUAUACGCAAAGAAUAUUUAUUAAUGAUUUGUUCGAGAAUAAUAUUCCCGAGAUCAAGCGGACGAAUUUGUGCAAUGUUGUCCUGCUUUUAAAAUCUCUAAAAAUCGUCAAUUUACUCUCAUUUGACUUUAUCGAUCCUCCCUCAAUUGAAGCUAUUCUUUCUGCAAUGUUACAAUUAUACAUUCUAAACGCAAUUGAUGAACUAGGUCAACUAACCACUAUAGGAAAUAAAAUGGUGCAAUUUCCAUUGGAGCCAUCAUUGUCGAAGAUAAUAAUAACAGCAAUUGAAUUAAAUUGCCUGGACGAGCUUCUGACGAUCGUGAGCGUGUUAUCCUCGCCCAAUAUCUACCUGGUCGAAAACACAAUUGAUAAGGAAAACCCAAGUAGCUUGGAGCGCGAAAAGUUCAUGAUUCCCGAAUCGGACCAUUUAUCGCUACUUAACGUGUACAAUAACUGGAGAAAUAACAAUUACUCUCAGUCGUUCUGUUCCCAGUAUAAGUUACAGUACAAGUCACUUAAACGCGCAAAGGAAAUUAAAACUCAGCUUCAAGACAUCGUUGAUGUCAAAUACAAACACAUUCAACAAGGUGAUGGCGAAAGGUUAGUUGACACCGUCAGAAGAAUAGUUGAUAUGAACAGCAAGGAGGACCUGGUUCGUCUAUGUGUUUGCAGCGGCUACUUUAACAACGCAUCCAAGUUAAAGGGGUUUGGAGAGUACUACAAUCUCAGGAGUUUUAUUCCCUGUUAUCUACACCCAACCUCAGCCCUCUACGGCAUGGGGUACACCCCUGAAUACGUCGUCUACCACGAGGUUGUGAUCACCACCAAGGAGUACAUGAGAUUUGUGACUACCGUUGAACCUGAAUGGCUAUAUGAACUAGCACCCAACUUCUUUUAUCUAAAAAACUUCGAGAUGUGUGAGAUGGUUCAGAAGAGCAGGGAUAGGAUAGAGAACAAGAGGCUAUUACAGGACCUGAAGAUCAAGAAAAAUGUGACUGAAACAAAGCCUAAGGAGGUUAAAAAGGAUUUCGUUCAGUUUGGCAGUAAACGAAAACGACACUAA